Molecule: messenger RNA, 4442 nt
Organism: Trichomycterus rosablanca
Lineage: Eukaryota; Metazoa; Chordata; Actinopteri; Siluriformes; Trichomycteridae
Gene: b4galnt3b
Product: beta-1,4-N-acetyl-galactosaminyl transferase 3b
Exons: 21
Coding region: 1-2862 (953 amino acids)
Cellular component (GO): Golgi cisterna membrane
Molecular function (GO): acetylgalactosaminyltransferase activity
Source: RefSeq, a predicted model, not a curated record
AUGGUGCCGUUCUUCCCGCUGAGGAAAAUCAAGCGGAACGGUAAAUACCUGCUGCUCGGUGCUGUGUUCAUAAUCGCUGCCAUUGCUGCUUAUCUGGAGUUCGUCGCCACCAGUAAGUUUAGUCACAGUCAGCAAAAAGAUCAGAUAAUCUGCAAAACUGUGUUAAGAGAGAGUGGAGAACACAGUUCUGACUUAACCUGGGUGUCCAAAUAUAACCCUCAGCCCUGGAAAUCUGAAUAUAAAGGACAAGCUAAUUUUCAUGUCUUUGAGGAUUGGUGUGGCAGUUCUGUUGCAAGCCUCAGGAAAUACUUACACUAUCCUCUGUACCCUCAUUCUCGCCUUACUGUGAAGAAACUGGCAGUGUCCCCUCAGUGGACAGAAUAUGGCUUAAGGAUCUUUGGCUACAUUCACCCAUACACUGAUGGUGAGUUCAUUUUUGCAGUGGCAUCUAACAAUAACUGCGAGUUCUGGUUCAGUCUGGAUGAGAACCCAGAAAACGUGCAGCUUCUGGUGUACGUUGGAAAGACUGGCAAGGAGUGGACUGCUCCGGGGGAGUAUGAAAAAUAUUCUAGCCAAAUAUCAAAACCAAAUAAACUUCAGCAGCAGAGGCGGUAUUACUUUGAGCUGAUUUACAAACAUGAUGAUCAUGGAACAGACCAUGUGGAGGUUGCAUGGCGACUCAAACAGGCUGGAACAACAUUCACCCUUAUUGACUCCAACGCCCUCUCUCUUUAUACCAACGAGUCUUCCCUGAAGCUUAGUGAUGUUAGUCAUACUCCUCAGACUGCUGCCAGUCAUGCAGCUUUGCCACAGGAAAAAUCACGAUCCCCUCAUCAUGAGGCAGAAAUAUUGAGAGAAGACCCUCGCGAUACCUUUUUUCAAGUGCCAUUAUUGGACAGGUCCUAUUUGCAGAGUGUAUUACCAGAAUGUGAUUAUAAACCCAGUUACGUCAUGAAAGGCUUUUUAUUGAACCGGUAUCAGGGUCUGCAUUUUGUACACCUGUCAUACGUUUAUCCUAAUGAUUACACUCGCCUUACACACAUGGAAAGUGACAACCAGUGUUUUUACCAGGCAAACCAGUACUACUUAAAGAAAUACAGCUUCUCAAGAUAUAUAAGACUGGACCAGUCAGAGAAUGGGGACAUUCCCGUCAGUUACACAGAUGAUGAUAAGACGGAAUGGGAGGACUAUGAAGGGAUGGAGAAUGAAGUGAUGAAAAUGAAUGAGAAGAGGAUGAAAGCUGAAGGUCUGCCAGACUAUGAGAACAAUUAUGAUGACUACAAACCAAACAGGCUGAGAAAACUUUUAUUUACCAUGGACACAGAGAAGAGCAGGACGAAAAAGAAAAAGCUGAUAUAUUUGAAUGCAGCAGGGAUGCCUGGGCAGGAGAAUCCAGCAAUAAGCAGUAAACCACCAUCACAAAACCGGGCUUUAAAUCAUAAAAAUGACAAUGUAGCAGAGAACCAACAAGUGCAAAAACAACUCAUAAAUGAAGACAAGAAACUCAACCCACCUGCUGCUCGAAGGAAACGAAAAAAAGAUACAGUGAUCGAACAGCAGAUUGUAGAGCAUGUAAUAUUGAAAAGUAAUCCAGACCAGCACUCUCCAGUCACAGCAUCCAAAAAGUCAAGUGUGAAACAAAUGGCUGAGCAAUUGAAUGCCCCUGGAGAUAAAAACAAUGAUACACUUUGGAAUGACCCCAGCCAUGAAAAUGGUGGCGAAAAAGAAAAUAAUAAAAAACCUGACAAAUACUCUAAGAUGCCACCAGACGACUGGGAUCUUAAUGACUGGGACCUGGAAAACGAGAUUGUUCCGAAGAUUGUGUAUGACACUGAGGUCAACUGGGCUCAGACACUCCAGGUCAGCCAUCUGGACUUUCAGAUGCUGAGAAAUGAUGAGAUAGACCUCAGAUGCAAUGUGUCUGGAAAUCUUUUGAUCAGCGAAUCAGAAGCUGUGGCUGUAGUUCAGAGUUUUAUGGAGCAACUUAACAAGAAAAAUUCAAGACAGUUUACUUUGCAGCAUAUAGUAAAUGUGGUGAAACGAGUCGAUAAGUUUCAAGGUAGUCGCUAUCUACUGGAAUUGGAUCUGUUGGAUGCUUCAGGUCACAGAGUGCGUCUUGUUCAAUACGUCUACCUGCUGAAGAGUCAGAAAUUUGAAGCCCCCAGUCUAAACACCCAGAUGUUGCUGUGCAGCUCGAAAAAUUUCCAGUGGAACCCCGACACUACAGUACACUUCAUUGUGCCAGUGAAGAAUCAGGCUCGUUGGGUGCAGAAGUUUAUUGUUGACAUGGAGGAAUUGUACAAAGCCAGCGGAGAUGAGAACUUUAACGUCAUCAUCAUUGACUACGCCAGUACUGAUAUGGACAUUGAAGGAGCCCUGAGAAACUCUCAUCUGCCCAAAUCCCAGUAUGUCAGACUGACAGGCAACUUUGAGAGAUCAGCAGGCUUACAGGCUGGAGUGGACCUUAUCCUGGAUAAGCACAGCAUUGUGUUUCUCUGUGACCUGCAUAUCCAUUUCCCGCUGGGCUUUAUCGACUCGGUGAGAAAACACUGUGUUGAGGGGCGCAUGGUAUUUGCUCCCAUAGUGAUGAGGCUUAACUGUGGUGCUACUCCCCAGGAGCCUAAUGGGUACUGGGAGGUGAAUGGCUUUGGAUUGCUGGGAAUUUAUAAGUCUGACUUGGAAGUUGUUGGUGGUAUGAACACCAAAGAAUUUACUGACAGCUGGGGAGGAGAGGACUGGGAACUUCUGGACAGGAUCAUCGAGGCCGGCUUGGAAGUGGAACGUCUUCACUUGAGGAACUUCUUCCACCAUUACCACUCCAGACGUGGCAUGUGGAACCGCAAAGUGGAACGCAAAACGUAGCUCAGGCCACCACAAGACAAUCACUGUGGCACUUUAACCAGCCUUUAGACUGUAAAUGCACUGUUGCACACAGUUUCACUGAAGAUGGACCACAGGCCACAGAGGUUUGGUUGGGCGAUGCCAUUCAUCAAGGCUAUGUGAGAAGCAUGAAUUCAGGGUGAGGUAGAAGAUGUGAUUUCAGAAGGAUAAAACUGGUACUACUGAUGAUACAUGCACACAUUUGGACUCAGGAAAGAUAUCAGGUGUUUAACACACAAUCAAAAUGCCAGACUAUGUGUGGACUCUCAGUGACUUUAGGCUUUGUAAUAAACAUUACACACAUACAGAUGUGCCUGUAGUCACCAGGAUAUGUGGUGAUGUCUCUCAUUUGGUAAGAUGUAAGUUACCCACAUUCUUGCUUUUGCACUACUGUGUUUGUUCUCUGGGGUGUAUUGGUUUUAUUUAUUUUUUAACAUGCAGUGAUUUAAAAAAAUACUUGACCAGGAACGUACAUUUCUGAAUGAAACACUAGUUGGGGGAACAAUGCAUUAAUGCAUCUCUGUGUGGCCACCAUCGAAACAGCUAGCAGAGGUCAGAAUUGCAGCAGGUAUGAGGAAUCCCCUCCAGCAAUUCCUACCCGAUUGAUGAGCCAAUCAUUGUCCGUAUAGGCACCUGGGUCAAAGUUUUUAAGAAUUAUUGUGCCCAGGUGGCGCAGCGGGAUAUUCCGCUAGCACACCAGCGCCGAGAUUCUGAACUCCUCGGUUCGAAACACGGCAUUGCCACCGGUUGGCUAGGCUCCAUCUAGCAGGCAUAAUUGGCAGUGGCUGCAGCAGACACGUUUCUGCCAGCGCAGGAUGACCGGACUAUGUGGGUGGGGUCUUAAAACGCUGUGUAAGUACCCUUAUUAGCAGAUAGAGAGGUGCCUGUGCAGAAUGCAUGGGUGAAAAGGGUUCCACUAAGGGCUGCAUGCGGGUCAGGGAAGGCGUGAGCAGAAAAAUACCCACCUCGAUUGCAAUCAAGGAUCCCCCAGCAGCGGAAGACAAAUUGACUAUGCUAAAUUGGGAGGGAAAGGGAGAAAAUGCAUAAAUAAAUAGAAAAAAAAAUAUUGUUGCUGUACAGUACCUUUAAGAUCAUAUGUUUGACUGGAGGACAAAAAAAAUCCACUUUAGCACCUCUUUAACGGUGUUGCCUUGAUUAUUAAGUGUAUAGUGUGGUAUCACAUAUUGAACAAAUCUAAAUGUCACUAACAAAGCAAAAAAGCACAGAAAUGAACCACUACUACUUUACAUGCCAUGUUGCUUUUUAGAAAUUGUAGGCGACUCAUCCUGAAUCCCUACUCUAUAAAAACAAAGAAUUUACCUUAUUAAAAUGCUAACUUAUAUUAAUACUUAUCUGAGUACAAAUAUUUGUAAAAUAAAGGCAGCACCAGCACACUCCUGUUCACACAUUUGGACUCAGGAAAGAAUGAGCACUACAGGAUAAGCUUUAAAAUAAUCUCCAAAGACUUGAAGUAGUUUUAUUGUCUUUAUUCUUAGGUGGCUUUACUUCUGAAACUCUAAGCCAUUCACUGUGUAAAUGUUCAAACUAAAUAUACCUGCUAC